AUAGGUUUGCACACAGUGUCUGCAACCUGCAGUGGAUAGGUGCUCACAAGAUGUCUGUAGUUGAAUUUCAUGCUAGUAAACUGUAAAGCAAUCCUCAUGAGCUGGGAAGCCAGCAGCAGCACCCAGGAGUCCUGGGCUUUCUCUGCUGUAGGUUGAGUCCUGGCCUAGGCUUACUGCCUCCUAGUUCCACGCAACUUUCCUCUCUGGUGCAGCCAGAGUAGGGAGAAAUUUCCCUUCCCCACCUGCUCUCCCUUAUUCUCUGCAGUGGCCCUGCCACUAGUCCCCUAAUGUGUGCCCUGUGUUUCCCACCUUACAAGGGGAGUAAGUGGAAAAUUUGGGUUCCAGAUAAUGGACAGACCAGCUACUUUGGGGGUUGGUGCAAAAUACCUCUGACAUUGCAUUCAUAUGGUGGGUUUGCUUAAUAACACAACUCAAACCUUCUCUCUCUUUAAUUGCUCUCUUUUUCUUUUAAAGUUUAAGCUCAUAUCCCAGGCAUAUGAAGUGCUUUCAGAUCCAAAGAAAAGGGAUAUUUAUGACCAGGGCGGCGAGCAGGCGAUCAAGGAGGGAGGCUUGGGCGGCCCCAGCUUCUCUUCCCCCAUGGACAUCUUCGACAUGUUCUUCGGUGGUGGAGGGCGGAUGGCUAGAGAGAGAAGAGGCAAGAAUGUUGUACAUCAGUUGUCUGUAACUCUUGAAGAUUUAUAUAAUGGAGUCACAAAGAAAUUGGCCCUCCAGAAAAAUAUAAUUUGUGAGAAAUGUGAAGGUGUUGGAGGAAAGAAGGGCUCUGUGGAGAAGUGCCCGCUGUGCAAGGGCCGGGGGAUGCAGAUCCACAUCCAGCAGAUCGGGCCGGGCAUGGUUCAGCAGAUUCAGACUGUGUGCAUCGAGUGCAAGGGCCAGGGCGAGCGCAUCAACCCCAAGGACCGCUGCGAAAACUGCAGUGGCGCCAAGGUGACCCGGGAGAAGAAGAUUAUCGAGGUGCACGUUGAGAAAGGUAUGAAGGAUGGGCAAAAGAUACUGUUUCAUGGAGAAGGCGAUCAGGAGCCUGAGCUGGAGCCUGGUGAUGUCAUAAUUGUGCUUGAUCAGAAGGAUCAUAGUGUCUUUCAGAGACGAGGCAAUGACUUGGUCAUGAAAAUGAAAAUUCAGCUUUCUGAGGCCCUUUGUGGCUUCAAGAAGACGAUAAAUACCCUGGAUGACCGAGUCCUUGUUAUUACAUCCAAAUCAGGUGAGGUGAUCAAGCACGGGGACCUGAAAUGUGUGCGUAACGAAGGAAUGCCCAUCUACAAAUCACCCCUGGAGAAAGGCAGUCUGGUCAUUCAGUUCCUAGUCAUCUUUCCUGAAAACCACUGGCUUCCCCUAGACAAGCUGCCUCAGCUAGAAGCUUUACUCCCUCCUCGGCAGAGCGUGAGGAUCACAGACGACAUGGAUCAAGUGGAGCUCCAGGAGUUCAACCCCAGCGAUCAGAGCUGGCGCCAGCACCGGGAGGCCUACGAGGAAGACGAGGAUGGGCCCCGGGCUGGGGUGCAGUGCCAGACGGCGUGACGUGGCCCUGGUGCCCACGCAUGUGAACGUAAGGUGGCACAGUGAAAGUGGCCUCGCUUUAACAGCCUGUCAGGUGUCCUGUGUACGUGUUCAGCAUUCUCAAUUGCUGAGUGUCCUUUGGGUUUUCUUUUGGUUGUAACCUAAGUUAUAGCUUAAUUUAUAUUUAAAUGUUUUAAAUGUAAACCACUUCUAGUCUGCAUAUGGAAUCUGUUUAUUUACAUGUUCAGGAUCCAUUGGAGGUGCCAGUGACCGCACAGACAUGUUGUGCUUGCAGUGGCUUUGCUGUAAUUCAGUCCCACCAAUAAAGCACAGCCCAGAAUGCAGCCCUCUGCCCCCAGCUGACCUCCAGGCACCUGGCCCAUCUCUGGUCUGAGUUUCUCUCCCCUCCCUUCACGGUCCAGGUGCUGAGGGCAUGAUCUCAGGGCUGGUAACGUGAGUCUAGAUUCUAGCUGGUCCGCCUAGAGAAUAAAAGCACAUCUGGGGACUAGAGUUGGCUGCAGCACCUGGGUUACGCUGACUGGGCUGCAGGGCCAAUUUUGUUCUAGUAUUCUGUACCCGAGUGAAUGGAAUGGAGAGUGAGUGUGUCUGACCACCUCUCUUGGAAGCUUCCUGAACCUUCCAAGCUUCAUGAAGACAAACCUGUUUUAAAUGAAAUGCUGAUGUAACUGUUUGCCUGUGCCCCCCGCACCUUGUUCUUUGUGUUUUAAUGAUUUUCUGUUGACAACUUUCGCAAUGCUUUCCCACCAAAGUGCUUACCUGUAAAGAAAAUGAAAUCACCUGUGUCCCCAGCAGCUUCAGUGCAGCCACUGAAGCUGUGGGAGAAUGUGGGUAGUAGGCCCCAGGGCACAGCCCGCUUCCUGGAUGACUUGAGGAUCUGGAGAGGUACAGGAUGUGUUUUCCACCUCAAUCUCCCAGACUCAGCCCCCUUCCAAAGGAUUGCACCUCUCACUGCACAGCCAUAAAUAAGGGCUUCCUGCUCGUGACAAUGUCUGUGAGACCUGCACUGACUGCUGCCGUCUGUGUGGAUGCUCACUGUGAAUGACAGCUUGUUGGGAGGGAUGUCAGUCAUUUCACUCCUGACAGGUAGACUACACUUUAAAUUUCGUGUUACCUCAAUAUUUAGCUAUUACUGAUCCUCUCCUUCCCAAAACAGUCCUGAAGGAAAAAACUACCUUCUCAGCUGCUGGGUUAAAGCAGAGGUCACUGUCACAUCCACCCUGACUUGGCCAUGCAGCACCUGUGGGUGUGGCUCAGGCCAGGACCUCCCCUGGGAGGUCCUCCCCAAUUUGCUCAAAAUGGGUAUAGAAGAGCCCACCUGAGCCACUGUGAUCACUGGUCAGGACAGACAUAAAACCUAUUCUUCCAGCCAAGCCCAUGUGAACAUCAAUUUAUAAAUGGUCCACAACUGCAGGGUGUCCUGUUUCUGUGCUGUCACUUCCUAAUGAAUUAUUGCUAGAAGACUGUCUAGUUGAUGACGGGGCAAAAUUACAUCCAGCUCCUUCCUUGUCAAGUAAAUGGAAUUUGGAGGGUGUUGCUUAAAAUUUAUUCCACCUGUACAUUUGUCACUUUAAAAUUAAAGUUGAGCUGGUAUGACAGACAAA
Molecule: messenger RNA, 3137 nt
Organism: Miniopterus natalensis
Lineage: Eukaryota; Metazoa; Chordata; Mammalia; Chiroptera; Miniopteridae
Source: RefSeq, a predicted model, not a curated record